UCGGGAACCUCAACGCGUCAGUAGCAAAUUGGACGUCGAGGAGAGAGCAUGGCGCGCUUGGCUCUCUGGCUCAUAUCUGUGGUGGUGAUUGGUGUUGCUGUGCCUGAGGUAAAUGGGGGCAAAAUAAUCUUCCCAGAAUCGGAAGAAGUCGCUGCAGGUGCCCAGGUACACGAAGACGAUGAGUCUUCGCAUUCUGAAUCUCGCGGGCUGUGGGAGAGCGACCUCUUCUUCCUGCAGAAGCUCUCCAACCUCUUCGGCGGCAAGGAAGAGGAGAGGGAGAACCCGGGGCGCCCUUCGCGCUUCCGGCCGGAGCAUCUCCCUCCUCAGAUGUUCUUCGACAACCGUCGAGUGGGCAGCGACACUCGCAGGCGCCCGGUGCAGGGGGCCGUGAGGCAGAAGUUCCGUGUGCCGGGUCCUCCGUCUUCCGUCGUCGCCCCUCCUCGCCCCGUGAACCCGCAGGUGCCCCUGGGGUCGCCAGCGACGUUUGGCCAGCCAAACCGGCCCAACCCUUCGGCCGGCGUUCCUCUUCGUCAGAAUGUCCUCGCCAUUCAUCCCCAGCAGCAGCAGCGCCCUGUAUUCACCCUGCCAAAGCAAGACGUCCCUCCUGCGCCGGACGCCUUCCCUCAGCCUUCGCAGAACCACGUCAUCCGCCUAAAGCCGACCUUCACUUCCUCGCUGCCCCGGCCCACGCUUCCCUCCCCGGCUGGCGUGUCUCAGGCCGCACCCGAAGGCAGUUUUCCUUACCAGUUCGUGAAGCCCGGAAGCCCCGUGGUCAGCACGACCAGCCGUCCUUUGGCCGCCCCCUCCGCACAUCCUCAGAAAGUGGAUUCCUUCUCGAAGCCUCUCAAACAGAAAAAGCCCACGCUGCUGGGAUCCCUGGCGGAGCUGACGGGCGGCUUCCUGGGCGGCACCAGGAGGACCCAGCAGAAUCACCCGCGACCGAUGCCGCAGCCGCAGAGAGUCAUCAUUCCGCCGCAACAGAAACCCACACAGAAGAAACCAGUCUUGGAAGACACAUUCAACCCAAGCCCCCCAGAGGGAAGCCCCCUCGUCGACGCCUUCCAGCCGAUGUUCGUCGCGUCGCCGUCAGUAGACAACCUCGGCAAGGACGCGAUGAAGCCGAUGAAGAUAGCGCAGAAGAGGACGGCAACCACGACCACAACGAGCCAGCCGGAGUUGGUCGAUUUUUUUUAGAGUGAAGAAAUCGAAACUUAAAUAAGCAAGAAAAAAAACUAAUCUAAUUUAUGCUCUAUAGUAUUAGAAUUUGAAUUAGAACAGGGAUAAUUCCCUGCAUCAUCUAAACGGUGUUUUCUUUCAUUUUCAUUCUAUUUAUCGCUCAUGCUACGUAAACAAACCAAUAAAUGUCAAUCAUAUGCUUUAAGAUUUUUGUAUACUGGGAAUUUAUACUGAUUAUACAAGUCUGUAUAGCGUACAGACAUAUAUAUGCGUGUAAAUAUAUAUAGAAUAUAAUAGUGAUAAGUGAGCCAAAGUACAUUAGACGCACAGGUUUGUCACUGUUCGAGGAGAUGUCGGGAAACAAUUUAUCAGAAGAAUUAAGCUUCUUCAGUACCUGUAUUAUUUCACUGUCAGCAAGAACAAGAGUCACUGACCCCUUUUCGUUCCCAAUAUACUUUCCUUAGAGUGACAGACGCGAUCUAUUCCGUCGUUUUAUAUAUCAGUUUGUGUUUUGUAUUAAGGUCCUGCAGGUCAGUGACUUUGUUUAUUUGUUGUUAUUUUCUAAUUAUUAUUUAUUGUUGAUUUAU
Penaeus indicus is the source of this 1763-nucleotide messenger RNA. RefSeq lists its product as uncharacterized. Bases 49 to 1194 code for a protein of 381 amino acids. The transcript has 2 exons. NCBI's taxonomy places the organism in Eukaryota, Metazoa, Arthropoda, Malacostraca, Decapoda, Penaeidae. The record is from RefSeq and is a predicted model, not a curated record.